This is a messenger RNA of Cantharellus anzutake, 3126 nucleotides long. Its product is annotated as ATP dependent DNA ligase domain-containing protein. NCBI's taxonomy places the organism in Eukaryota, Fungi, Basidiomycota, Agaricomycetes, Cantharellales, Hydnaceae. Gene Ontology annotation, cellular component: DNA ligase IV complex. The coding region runs from base 1 to 3126 and encodes 1041 amino acids. The transcript has 29 exons. Gene Ontology annotation, molecular function: ATP binding; DNA binding; DNA ligase (ATP) activity. The record is from RefSeq and is a predicted model, not a curated record. Gene Ontology annotation, biological process: nucleotide-excision repair, DNA gap filling; double-strand break repair via nonhomologous end joining; DNA biosynthetic process.
AUGCAACGAGGAAGCAGUGUGCAGAAUUUUUCUCGUGAGGAUGGGUCUCUGGCGUGUCCACCUCACUUGGCUCCUCAUGGACCCCCACCCUCGAUCCACGCGCUAACCGAGUUUUUCGACCUUUGUUCCCAGCCAACCCAGAAGUUGAAGCCUGAUAAAAAACGCAUGUACAUGGGGCUCUGGUUUGAUCGCUGGAGGCAACAAGUUGGGCCCGAUCUGUAUCCAGUCCUUCGUCUGCUUUUGCCUCAUAAAGACAGGGAAAGAGCCACAUAUGGCUACAAGGAGGUGACUUUGGCGAAAGCAUUCAUCCAGGCAUUCGGAAUGAGCGAGAAAUCUAAGGAUGCUCAGUCACUGAUUAAUUGGAAGAAACCGGACCCCGACCCGCAUGCAUACGCGACAGGAGAUUUCCCGAGUGUUCUGUAUCAAACUAUCGCCACACGAUCUUCAGUCAUUACUGGAACAAUGACGAUAGGGGAUCUUAAUGACCUGCUGGAUGAGCUUAGCCAGGGGUUCCGUCCAAGUGGUAAAGAUGCCGAACGAAGGUCAGCUGCUCUCCGCGUUGUUGGGAAUAAGUGUACUGCGAACGAGAUUCGCUGGAUAGUCCGAAUCAUACUCAAAGAUUUAGGCAUCGGCGUGAAAGAGACCACCGUGUUUUCUGUGUUCCACCCCGAUGCAAUCGAUCUUUUCAACACUUGCUCUGACCUGAAGAAAGUUUCCUGGGACCUCGCUGAUCCCAACUACCGCCUGCAUGAGGAGGAAAAGGCCGUUCGCCUUUUCAAGCCAUUUCAGCCGAUGCUUUGUGGCAGGACGAAGACUCUUCGGGACGCAGUAAAGCUAGUCACUAUGAAUGAUGGUCCUGACGAUUCAAAUCCCAGCAACGAAGGAAGGAAUACGAGGCCCAGCGCCGAGGGCUUCUUCAUGGAAGAGAAAUUGGAUGGAGAAAGGUUGCAGCUCCACAAGCGUGGAAAUGAAUUCUUUUACUGUUCAAGAAAAGGGAAAGAUUACACAUAUCUAUAUGGCGGAAACAGAAGUGAAGGAUCAUUGACACCAUUUAUUGUUGAUGCGUUUCAUUCCAAAGUAAAGGACGUCAUCCUUGAUGGGGAGAUGUUGGUAUGGGAUCCAAGCAUCGAGAAGUACCUUCCGUUCGGCAAGCUUAAGACGUCGGCACUUGAUAAAUCAAAUGAUCCCGACAAGCCUCGACCAUGUUUCAAGAUUUUUGACCUUCUUUACAUCAAUCUCGAGGGGGCUCGCGCACCUACUUUAUUAACCCGGAAGACGUUAAACGUCAGGUUGCAGACCCUUAAAAACCUUGGAUUAUUCAAGGAGGUACCCGGUCGUUUGGAAUUUGUGACGCAACGAGUUGGCAAAACCGCUGAAGAUGUGGAGAGCUUCUUGGAGGAUAUUGUAGAAGAAAGGGGUGAGGGACUCGUGCUCAAGCGAAGCCAAUCUGCAUACAGUCUAGGAGGUCGUGAAGGCAAAUGGUGGGCGAAGGUGAAGCCUGAAUACAUGGACAACAUGGGAGAAACCGUCGAUGUCCUGGUUGUGGCGGCCCACUGGGGGUCAGGUUCCCGAGGUGGACGCGUUUCGACGCUCAUCUGCGCCGUUCGGGACGACUCCCUACCCACGAUACAAGGAAGUGAUCCCCAUGACGAUGACGAGAAAUCCUCAACGGUAUACAAAACGUUUGUUCGCAUUGGAUCGGGUCUCUCAUUGGAAGAUUAUGAAUGGAUCAAUAUGAAACCCUGGAAGCCGUUUAAUAAGUACAAGCCUCCGUAUUGGCUACGUGUGUCGCCUGAGUCUGGGACUGAGGACAAAGGUGACGUGUUCCUGGAGCCCGAGGAGUCGUUCAUCAUUACUGUCAAGGCGGCAUCCAUCAGUCCAUCAGACCAGUAUGCCGCAGGAAUGACGAUGCGUUUUCCAAGAUGUCAAAAUAUUCGACAUGAUUUUAGCUUGGAGAAUUGCAUGUCGAUUUCAGGCAAGUUGCUAUUUCCGGUUCUCACUCCUCGCCCUUCACUCCCCAUCUCACGAUGGCCCUUUUCGAAGAGAAGAAAAGGUGUGAAGAAGAAGGUGGGAUUACCUUCGCAUAAAGGCCAGGAUUUAUCGGGUGUUGAAUCGAGGAGUGAGUUAUUUGAGGGGAGGAAAUUCCAUGUUAUUAUGGCUAGUGGGCCAAAGCAGAAGUACCCCAAGGCAGAAGUUGAACGAAUGAUUAAAGAGCAUGGGGGUAGCAUUCAUCAAUCCUACAGUAAAGUCGAGGGUGUUACCAUCAUUUACGGUGGUACCGUUAAGAGCAAGUACUCAUUUUCAUCUAUCAUUAAAAACGACAUAUAUGAUAUUAUUAAGCCGGAGUGGAUCGUGGAUUGUAUUGAAGGGAACAGCAUCGUUGCGCUAGGGAGACAGUAUUAUUUUCAUGUUACUGAGGAGACUCAGGUGAGCGCGGAGUAUCGUGGUGGCGAAGUUGAAGGCGAGGUGCAUGAAGAUGUGGACGAUGUGCCGUCAACUUCCAGGCGACCCAUGGUUCCAGCCGGGGAAUUAAACGAAGGGGCAAAGAAGGGCAAUAAUGAUAAGGAGAAGGGGAAGAAGCCGAAGGAGACUGACGAGUUAGGAUCGAGUACGGAAAAGUUUAGAGAGAGGGAGAGUGACACGGAGUCAGAAGGGGGACUCACGGAGGGGGAGGAGAUUGACUUGGAUGAGGUGAGGAGUGUGGGGAGGGAGGAUGUGGAUGAUUUCGUAAAAGAGGACAUUACGAUGGGUGAAUCCGAUGAUGCCAUGGAGUAUGAUACUGAGAAGAUAUUUAAACAUUUACAUUUCUAUAUCGAUACGCAAGAGAAUGCUCGCUCUAACGGGCUUAGCGUCGAGAAUUCUGGCGGAUCAGACGAUCAGGAGCUCAUCAAUUCAGAAUUAGAGGAAGUGGAGAGGAAUAUCGAGGAAAAUGGAGGUCAAGUGACGAGCGAACUCAGUCAUCCCAAGUUGACACAUAUCAUUUUGCACAAGCGAGAUCUGAGCCGAAGGAGAGAGCUCGAGACGAAGACAAGAGAACCAAAGCGGCGCAAUCUUGUCGUUCACACGUGGAUUGCAUGCUGCCUUGAUGAUCAGUCAUUGCUUAAUGAGGCAUUUUUUACGCCGUAA